Penaeus indicus is the source of this 5301-nucleotide messenger RNA. RefSeq lists its product as uncharacterized. Gene Ontology annotation, molecular function: endonuclease activity. Gene Ontology annotation, cellular component: nucleus. The coding region runs from base 72 to 617 and encodes 181 amino acids. The transcript has 3 exons. Lineage: Eukaryota; Metazoa; Arthropoda; Malacostraca; Decapoda; Penaeidae. The record is from RefSeq and is a predicted model, not a curated record.
GUUGAUUGUUUAUUUUCAGGCUUAAGUAUUCUGCAAACUAGUCCCCACAUUACAGCAUCACCUACGUCACUAUGAUGAACUGGCUAUGGAUACCAGCUGUGACCCUGUUAGCUCUUUUUAUACUGGUGCUAUGUUGGCUCUUCUUUGCCGAUUAUACCUGCUGUCCCUGCAGGCGAAGGAGGAGGCUCGAGCCAGCUCUUUCAGAGGAGGGUCUGCACACUAUAACCCCAAGUGCACCUCUGCCAGGAACCCUUCCUCAGUAUCCGGUGCUUCCCACAGCUCCCCAGUACUUCCCUGUGCCACCUUCAGAAGGGAGCUACCUGCCCUUGAAACAUGGUGACUUACCAUUUCAACAGGUACUUAGGUUUGAAGAUGGUAUUCUAACAUUAGACCUACACACCAUGACUGUUAGAGAGGCCAUACAGACCACUGAGGCCUUUAUUCGUCAGUACUGGGGGCAGCAUGAGAAAGUCAGAAUCAUCACUGGCAGAGGAAUCCACAGUGAGAAUGGGGUGCCUAAGGUCAAGCCUGCAGUCAAGGAUCUCCUGUUAAACCAUGGUCUCCAGCAUACUGAGGUAUGCCAAGGAGGGUGCUUUGAAGUCUUUCUUUCUGGCUAGUAUCCCAUUAUGAAUAGUAUAAACAUCUAAAUGUUCCCAUAUGUCAUCAGUAGUAAAUAAUUCCUUGGCAAGUGGUAUAGAUAUCUGUAAUGUUGGGUUACCAGUUUUCCUAAAAGCAGUAUUUUGGAAUAUCCAAUAUUUUCAUAAUAGCUUACCAAGAGGAAUAGUCAUAUUUCAUCUGAAUUUUUAAAAAGAUAUUCAUUGGUAAAAUGAAUGCUAGAGUAUAUAUUUAAGGCUUCCAGGUACCUGUUUUUAUAAAAACACGGAAAGUGUAUUUCAUGUAUUUUUAUACAGUAUUUUUUCUUAAGAGUUGAAUAAUUUGUUACCAAUGAAUAUGCUUUACUAUGAUUAUGUAAAGUCACAGUUACUUGGAACUUGCAGGAGAGAAGCUAAUUUGUUUUCCUCUUUCAAGAAAGAAUUGUAUUAUUAACUUUAAGGCAUGUGAGUUUUGGAGAAGCUUUACAAACAGUUCAGUGACUUUUCUUUCCUAUUACAGCAUUUAAACUUGUUUUGAACAUAGAGCAAAUACUCAUCCUUAGGAAAUGAUAUAUAUGUUAAACCGAAGCUGUUUUGAUUAAAACCAAUACCUUUCUUUUAAUACCUGUGAAGGAAUGUGUUGCAUGGUGUUAUCUUUACCUAUUUCUUGCUUGUGUUGCAUUAUUUUUUUUUUGCAUUUGAAUAAUGUUUACAUUUAUGUUAAUAUUUUGUUGUAUUCUUGGAAACCUGUUUGGUAUUCACUUUUCAGUCUGCUUUUAUUUCUGUCUACAUUUCUGCUUCGUAUAUGCUGAUUGUUAUUAAGACUUUUAUAAUAGAUGAAUACAUAUAAACCCAAACAGGGCUUCCCCCGUGCAUGUAUAAAUAAUAUAGUCUUUCUAUUCAAGUUGAAAUGACAAGCUUUCAUAUAUAAUGUUCCUAGAUACUUUUUACUUUCAUGUACAAAAUUCCAUCUAGGUGCAUUUAAGAUAAGGAGGAACUGUAAGCGAGAAUGGGUUUCUAGCUCAUGACAUCCACACCAUAAAUAAUCUGUAACUAUUAUUUGGUACAUGUUAAGGUGUUAGGGUGAUUAUGAAGUCCUCAGAAUAAUCUCGUAUUCCUAUUAAUGCUGUUUAGUAAGUCAAAAGUGCUAACGUAAUAUAAAUCUAGUCAGGGGCUCACAUACCCUUGUUCUUGCUGAUAAAACAGUGUGUCAGAGAAAGUUGAAGAUAUAUGUAAAUUUUUUUAUACAUAUUUAUGGUUAUCAUUGUUGGUAAUGGUAAAGAACUGUAAAUUGGGUAUCAUGGUCUUCUUGUUUUGUUUUUGUUUAAUGUUGAUAUUCAUAUUAGUGCUGUGUCAAUGUUGUUAUAACUUUGUUCUUUUCAACAUAAUUUGCCAUUAUUGUAAGAAGUAAUAUUUUGUAUUGCUAUCCAACUUUACAUUUUUCCUUAUCCAUAAAUAGUAAGGAGUUUACAAGUUCACAUUUUCUUAGUUAUUUGGUAUAUUCUUUGAGUGUAUGUUAAUCAUUUGACCCAAAUUUAUGUACUGCCCACUGUAGUUUUCUAAUGACUUUUAUUGCACAUAGAUGACUCCACGAGUGCAUAGUCAAGGAGUCAAGUAAUAGGCCCAAGUGACUAUACCUCAUUUCCUGUUCCUUGAAUUUGUAGGAAUAUUAUUAUCUUCCUAAUGCAGUUGAUAUUGACACUUAUUAUUAGUAUUAUUGACAUUAUGAUUAAUUUAAUGUUGUUGAAAUACUAAUAAUAAUAACAUUAAUAAGACCAUAAAAAAGAACUAUCCCAAAAAUGAAGAAAAAGGGUUAAACAGGUGAGGUAGGUAGUACUAGUAAGUGACUUCCUGGUGACUUAGUCUAAAAUAACAGUGGGUAUGGCAUGUAUUUUGUAGAGUGAGUUGGUUAAGGCUUGAACUAGAACCUCCUACAGUUGCUCAUUACCCCAGUGUUUUACCUUGGUUUAUUUGCCUUGUGCCACUUCCUUUUUUUUUCUUUUUCUUUUUCUUUCUUUACCUCUUUCAUGUUCAGUCUCUCUGUUUCAUGGUUUCAUACUCAUCACUGUUGUCUAUUCCAUGUUCUCGCUCUGUCAUAUUUUUCUGUUUUAUAAUCCUCUCUUCUGUCUGUAUAUGUAAUAUGUCUUUUUGUAUAUCAAAUUGCCUCUCUUUCUUUCUUUUAUUCUAUAUUUCUUUGUCUCUUUCUCUUUUAUUCUUUCUUUAUCUAUUGGAUCAUUCCUCAGUAUUUAAUUCUUUCUCCUUCUUUUAUCCUUCCUCUUCUCUCUCUUCUUUUUCUCCUUUUUUCACCUUUCCUCUUCUCCCUCUUCAUUUUCUCCUUUCAUCUUUCCUCUUUUCCCUCUUCUCUUUUUCUUUUCAUUUUUCCUCUUCUCUCUCUUCUUUUUCUCCUUUCUCUCCUCACUCUCAAUAUCAAAUCAUACAUAGUUCUUUGUUUUGUUUUCAUUUUGAUUUUCCAGCAUGCAAUGUCUCUCCCAUUCUUAUGUGAUGUAGAAGCUUGGGUAUCUUUUUAGAUUUUAACCCAUUGCCGCUGGGGAAAAUGAAUAAAAAAUGGGGAAAAUGCUGUACUCAUUUUUUAUAUUUUUGUGAAAUAUCUCUGUACAUAGAUGGCUCUGCUAGUCCUGAUUUCACCUUUCCUUGAAUUGGCGGGAAAAAACGUAUUUUUACUAGUGCUAUAAAUAUAAAUGGUGUUAUUUUUAACAGCAAAUGAGGAUAACGUUAAAUAUUUUCGUAAAUCGUUGAAAAGGGUGAACGGGCGAGACAGGCAGUACUCUUAAUUGGCUCAUUGGUGACUUAGUACAAGUGUGGCCAUCUAUGUGUAAAAACAAUUAAACAAGUCGACUCACAGUGGGCAUGGCAUGUAUGUACAUGCCAUCCCCGGUGGCAAUGGGUUAACAUACAUGUGCUUUGAGUUUACUAGUCUCUCACCAGUAAUGGCAUAAAGAAGUAAUGGUUAAACUUUAUUUUGAUUUGAUAAUGAUUUGGUAGUUGAUAAUUUCCAUUUAGGAUUAUUUUAGUGAACUAAAAUACUGUGUUUUGUUUUCAUGAAAAUCACUUAAUUUUGUAUUAUCUUUUCUGUUUAGUGCAGUGAGAGAGGAACACCAAACUGUGCAGAUGAUAAGGCUUAAAGGUUCCAAAAAGCAAUAAGUAGGCCAUACAAGUUCCUCAAUCAGAAUAUUUGGUGCAGCUCCCCAGAAAUGAAUUACAUUUAAGAGAAAUUAUAUUGUUAAACUAGGAAUACUAAUUUUAUUAGAUCUGAAAAGUACAAUCUCAGAUGAAGUGGUGUCUUGAAAUGCAUUUGUCUUAACUGUGCCAUAGCAAAAAGGCUGAAUCUUAAGACUAUGUAGUCAUAGUUUUUAAGUACUGUUUUGUAAGAUAAGAGUGCAUUUUAUUACAGCAAUGUCUUAUAAAUGUCAAUGGAUUUCUUUCCAAUUUGAUGAAUAUUUGUGGUUGAUAGUAGUGAAUGUAAGAAAGUUGGUAUAUAUUUAAAGAAAUUACCUUAUGAUUUGAUUGAUGAUAUUGUAGAUAUAUUUUGUCACUUUGCCAAUUAAUGUUCUUUUUUCCAGUUGGUAUUAGGUCCAUUGUAUAUUUAUAGUUAGUAGGUAAACAUUAUAAGAUUUUGCUACAAAUAUCAGAUUUAUAUAAACUAUGUUAUCCACAUAUUUUGUCAUAUUUGUAUAAAUAUACAGUCCCAACUCUGUCGUUUCAUUACCAAUGAACAAGUGUCAGUUAUUGGGUAUGUAUUAGGGAUACUGUGGAAGAAUAAUAGUACCUGUUCAUUAGCCGACUAUAUUUUAAUUAUGAAAUUCAGCCGCUAAACAGAUUGAUAUUUUUGUAUCCUAAGCAAAUGAAUAGUGAUAUAGAAGUUGGUAUUCCAUGAUACAGACAUUGUGAAAUAUGUUUAAAAAAUGGAGGAAGAUGGUUUUAAACCCAAUCCCCAUGGAUUUAUGUACUGUCCCCUGUAUUUUUUUUUGUGAAUUUUGUUUCAUACAGAUGGCUCUGCGUGUGCUCAACCUAUACAGUCUAUCAGUAGGCCUUUGUAACCACUCCUGAUUUCCAUAUUCUUUGAAAUUGGGGGAAAACGUACUUUUCUUUCUAAUACUGUCGAUUUUUUAAUUUUAUUUUUAAUUUUUUUUUUAUAGUUAUUUUUAUUUAAUUGUUAUUAGACUCUGGGUAACAUUAAAAAAUGAAAUAAUACAAAAGAAACUUUCCAAAAAUCAAGGAAAAGGGUAAACAGGUGAGAUUGGUAGGCCUAUUAACUGACUCCUUGGUGACUAAGCACUUGUAGUCAUCAGUAUUAGUACAAUAAACAAACUUAUAUUACAGCAGACAUGGCAUGUAUUCUUGAUAUCCAUGCUGAUUGGAUUAAGUAGUUGUGCAUAAUAUAUUUGCUGUAAUGUAUAAUGAAUUUUCAGCAUUACUUAUAUUGUAGUUUAAAUUAUAAUUAUUCAGUGAAAUUAGAGCAAGACUGAUAGGUAACAUGAUUUUAGAUAUGUAUUUUUUUUUUUUUUUUUUUAGUAAAGGUAUUGCAUUAUCUUAGUUGAAUACCAACUGAAGGAUAAUCAUCAAAUUUCAAUAUAAUUUGAUAUUGCUCAAGUAGCAUAAUAUAAUUUUCACACUGCAGAUUAUGUGAAAAGUGCUGAAGUUACUAUUAAAAUGUUUGUUGAGAAUUAAAAAGUACCUGUUUUAAUAA